Linum trigynum is the source of this 7609-nucleotide messenger RNA. Lineage: Eukaryota; Viridiplantae; Streptophyta; Magnoliopsida; Malpighiales; Linaceae. The record is from the annotation of a GenBank genome assembly.
CCGCUAAUUAGCAGCCCUCACCGAUCACUACGAUCGCCUGAGGUCAACCCUGCCACCCUGGGGGUCAAUCACUCCGGGUCACCUUGGGGUCACUCCGGCCACCCGGGGAUAAUCACCAUGGGUCACUUUGGUCGCCAUGGGGUCAAUACCUUGGGUCAACUUGGGGUCACUCCGGCCACCCCGGAGUCAAAUACCUUGGGUCACCGAACCCAACUCGGGGUCACUCCAGCCACCCCGGGGAUAAAUACCUUGGGUCACCUAGCCCACCCCGGGGUCACUCCGGCCACCCGGGGUCAAAUACCUUGGGUCACCUUGGGGUCGCUUGGGCCACCCGGGGUCAAUCACUUUGGGUCACCUAGCCCACCUUGGGGUCACUCUGGCCACCUGGGGUCAAUCAUCCUAAGUCACCUUGGUGCCACUCCGGCCACCCCGGUGUCAAAUACCUUGGGUCACCUUGCCCACCCCUGGGUCAUUUCGGUCACCAGGGGUCAAUCACCCUGGGUCACCUUGGGGUGGGAUCAAAUACCUUGGGUCACCUAGUCCACUCAGGGAUCACUUCGGCAACCCGGGGUCAAAUACCUUGUGUCACCUUGAGGUCACUCCAGCCACCAGGGGUCAAUCACCCUGGGUCACCUUGGGGUGGGGUCAAAUACCUUGGGUCACCUAGUCCACUCAGGGUUCACUUCGGCCACCCGGGGUCAAAUACCUUGGGGUCACUCCCCCCCCCCCCCCCCCCCCCCCGGGGGGGUCAAUCAACUUGGGUCACCCAUCCCACCUUGGGUCACUCUGGCCAGCCGGGGUCAAUCACCUAGGUCGCCUUCGGGUCUCUCCGGCCACCCCGGGGUCAAAUAUCUUGGGUCACCUAGCCCACCCCGGAGUCAAUCACCUUGGGUCACCUUGGGGUCACCCCGACCACCCUGGGGUCAAAUAACUUGGGUCACCUUGUGGUCACUCCGGCCACCCCGUGAUCAAAUACCUUGGGUCACCUAGCCCACCCCGGGGUCACUUCGACCACCCUGGGGUCAAAUACCUUGGAUUACCUUGGGGUCACUCCGGCCACCCGGGGUCAAAUACUUUGGGCCAACUUGUCACUCUGGCCACCCGGGGUCAAUCACCCUGGGUCACCUUGCGGUCUCUCCGGCCUUCCCGGGGUCAAAUACCUUGGUUCACCUAGCCACCCCGGGGUCACUUCGCCCACCCGCGGUCAAUCACAGAGGGGUCAACUUGGGGUCACUCCGGCCACCCCAUGGUCAAAUACCUUGGGUCACCUUGGGGUCACUAAGGCAACUCCGGGAUCAAAUACCUUGGGCCACCUAGCCCACCCCGGGGUCAAAUACCUUGGGUCACCUUGGGGUUACUCCGGCCACCCGGGGUCAAUCACCCUGGGUCGCCUUGGGAUCACUCCGGCCACCCCGUGUCAAUUACCUCGGGUCACCUACCCCACCCUGGGGUCACUCCAGUCACCUGGGGUCAAUUACCUCGGGUCACCCCUGUGGUCAACUACCCCGGAUCACCUUGACUAUCUUGGGUUCUCCGCCCACCCCAGGUCACCUUGACCUUUAGCCACGUGCCCUCGCAACGUGUCCUCCCGCCACACUACUAAGCUCCUGAAGGAGACACGUACUCCCUUAAUGUUCGCUCGGGGGCCUCUAUAAAAGGCCACUUCGUCUCCAGAUUGAGGUAAGCAAAAAUCCUCAUGCCUAGACUCGUGAACUUGCGCUAUGAUUAGCACAGAUAUUCAUUCUCAACUCCAUUCCCUCAUCUUUUUUUCGAGUUCAUAUUCCUUUCCAUUCAACCCACUCACUAACAUCACGUGCUGAAAGGUGGCCGUCGACCGACUCUAGUGCCCAGCAUAAAAAAACUCGACGUCGGCUACAACCCCGACGGGGCUAAAAGGCCAUUUUAGCCAUUUAACACCCCGAGUUGUGGUUAACCUUGGUCCUGCGACUAAGUGCAUGUCAGCCAUCCAAAAUCAUUUAAAUCUAGUGGCUCUAAAUAUUAAAUAAUCUAAUUUAAUAUAGGGUAGAGUGGUAAUUUUAUAUUUUAUUUAUUUAACUAUUAAAAAAAUGUAAUUGAAACCUCCUGCCUCCCUUCCGUCCCGCCGGUCAGUGAUUCCUAUGCGCCUUCGUCGGGCAGGAUUUUUGCUGGCGUCCCACCUUGCUUCUGUGACCAGGGAAAUAUUGUCCCAGAGAGAGAGGUGGCUGGGAAUUUUCCCAUAUUUCCUUGGCCACAGUGAGAGAGAUAUUUUCUGACAACGUUUUUUGGCGAUGGAGGAGGCUUCCCGGUGACCGGAGACGACGGAUUAGAAUUUUCUGGCGCCAGUGCUAGUUUUGUGAUGUUUGUCAACCUACUUUGUAAUGUUUAAAAGUCUGGUUUGUCAUGUUUAUAUCAUUUUUGGUUUGUAUUGUUUGUCCGUUUUAUCUAUUAUGUUUGUAAUAUUUAUAUAAAUUUGUAUAUAUUGUAAUUUGUAAUGUUUGGUUGUCUAGUUUGUAUACUUUAUGUAAUGAUUUAUAUACUUUCUAUUCAUUAAUUUGUCAUACAAGUUUACUUAUUUGUAUAUUAAGUAGUGAUAUUUUGUAUUGUUAUUGUGGUUUGUAAUGCUUGUUAGGUUCUUUUGUAAUGUUUGUAAGCUUUGUUAUUUUUGACCAACAUGUUUGUCAUUUUUUGUCAACCAUGUUUGUAAUGUUUUUUAUGUAUAAAAAAACAACGUGGUUGACUUUUGGACGGAACUCCUCUAUAUAGAGAUGGAGGCUCCAAAGUCAGCCCGAGUGUUUUUUUCAUUUUAUAUGGUUUGUCGAUCUAGUUUGUCAUUUUUGUCCACUAUGUUUGUAAUGUCUGUAUAUCUAGAAAACAACCAUGUUGACUUUGGAACAGAACCCCUCUAUAUAGUAUAGGGAUGGAGCCUCAAAAGUCAACCGGGUUGUUUUUUAUUUUGUAUGGUUUGUCGGUCUAGUUUGUAUGGUUUGUAUAGUUCGUAUGUUUUGUAUUGUUUGUAAAUCUGUUUAUAUGUUUUGUAUUGUUCUAGUUUGUAUUUGUUUGUAUGGUUUGUACUAUUUGUAAGUCUGGUUUGUAUACUUCGUCAUUUUUCAUAAUACCCAAAAUUAUCUCUAUCGUUAAUUAAAAAGCCCUUCUCACUUUUUGACUGUAAUAUUGGAGUGUCCAUAUCUAAGGGCUGGGAGGGGUUUACUCAAGUGACUUAGCACCCCCCUUAGUCACUUGAUCCACCCUCGAUGUCCGACGAGGUUAAAUUGUGGAGCUAUAACUGUAACUUCGGAAUCUCCAGGUUGCAUUAUAGUGUACUAAACAUUUAUUUAAACGUUUAGUGGUGUUCAAACGGAGUGGUUACAAUAGUAACAAUUUUAAUUUUUAGGAUUUCAUAUAAUUUGGUUGGUUCGGUUUAGUUAAAUUUUUAGUUUGUUUGGUUAGCUCAUUUGGUUUACGUAAAUGAAAACGUUUCCUUUUUUUUGAACACUAUUAUUUAAACGUUUAGUGGUGUUCAAACUGAGUGGUUACAAAGCGAGAGCGAGCGCCAGAGCAUCAAACCAUCGAUUUCUCAAAAAUUCAAUACUAAAAAGGCGAAUAAAUAUUAUAUUAUUUUCAUUAAUAAUUUAUUUUCCCCCUCAAAAUAUUAGAUAAAACAUUAGCAAUAUUAUCACAAUUUACUUCCAUAAAUUAGAGUUUAAUAUUUACGUAAAUGAAAACGUUUCCUAUUUUUUUUAAAACACUAUUAGUUUCAUUUCAUCAUUUAAUUAAUUUAUUGGUAAAAUGAGAAAAUAGUAAAGUUUUGCCUAACAAAAUGAGAAAAUAAAAGAUAUUGGUACCCCUUCUUUCAAUUCUAUCCCCAUUUAUACCCCAGUUCAAGCUUGACGAAGAAAAAGAAUCCCAACCUUCUCUCUUUCCUCCCCAAUCUUGAUUCCCAACUCCAUCGUCCCCUCUUUAUCCAAUGAUUCCUAAUCGACAGCAAACUAUGAUUCGGGCCCAAAUGUACACAUUUUACCCUUUGAUUUCUUAUUCGUUUAGCUUAGUAUUUGAUUGUUCCUCAACGUAUUUCACCCUAAGUUGUGCUUGUUUUGAUACAUUUCACGUCCUAACACGUGUGGAAGGGUCGAGGUCAAAUUUUGGGAUAAUUGGAGUUCAAAAAGAGCAAAAACCGAAGAAAAGUCUGAAGCCCGUAAAAGUGAAGUGCAGGCGUCUAGGAAGCAGCCGUAGUUCACGGUCAAUCAAGGGAGUUCACGGUCUCCUAAGACCGUGAACUGGAGCCACAAACCGUGAACAUCGAGCAGUCUAGCGAAGCUUCGGAGGUUACUAACGCCAAUGGAGUUCACGGUCGCUAAGACCGUGAACUGAGGCCAAUGACCGUGAACAACAGAAGCGGAGCGGUGCGUUUUGGAGACGACACUGAGUUCACGGGCGCGUUUAGGUGUUCACGACCGUGAACUGGCCAACGCGUUCGUGAACUAGUCACUUUCGGGCAAAUAUGAAGACAACAGCAGGGAGAGAGAAAGGAAAGUUGGUUUUUGGAGAGAAAUUCAAUUCCCUCUCUAGGGUUUGCCCAAAAACACCAAAGGAGAGUUCUAGUAAGAGAGAGAGAAAGAGAGUACUAGAGUGACCUUGGAGCAUCAUUGGAGGCUCGGGUGGAUCUUGAAGACAAGGAUUCAAGCCUAGAAGAAGAAGAAGAUCUUGAGUUCAAAUUUGUAAUCCCUUUCCCUCCCUCUCUCUCUCUCUCUCUCUAUAAGAAGAAGAAGAAGAAGAUCUUGGGUUUUGUAGAUCCUUACUAAUCUACAAAAUACUAUAAGGCAAUGUCAAAAACAACCUUUGCCACAUCAUCCGUUGCUGAAACGGCCGUACAGUUCGGAGGGCCUUUAUGGACAUUUCCCAUCCAUCUCUUCCUCGCUAGCUGUCUUCCCAUAUUCUUCGAUUUUUUUUUCUUUUUUUUUCUGGAGAAACCAGAAAAAGCGAUUUCUCUCUCACCUCUAUGAAUACUCUCUCGCCGCCUCUGUUCAGCUCGCAACCACUCCGACGUUCCUCUUUGACACACCGAAUCUGAAUUAAAAAUUCUCCACAGUAGGCCUCUUUGUUCUUCCUCAAUCUUCGUUGUAUUUGCUUUCAAAUUUGGUCUGGCUUGCAAUCCCCCAGAAAAAAAUCCCAACUCCUCUUUGUCUCGCCGUCUUCCUUUAGCCGCCUCUGCUGACAACAGGUCAGACGUUCCUUUUGAUACACUGCAUCUGAAUUUGAAAUCCCCCAUAGUAGGCCUCUUCGUUCUUCCUGGAUCGUAGUUGUGUUUGUAGCCAUCUGCUCUGUCUUGCCCACAAAAAAUGUCCUGGCUCCUCUCCGCCUCGCCGUUUGUGCAAUUUGCCCUCUUCUUUUGCAUUUUCAAUGGCAAAUCUAUCCAUUAGCUAAUUAACCGGUUCCAAUCAUUUAUUGAGAAAUCAAAAUCAUAUUCGGUCAAUACAAUCUAGAAGUUGGGUGAGAUAUAUGGGAGAAGAAAAAUCUGGAAUUGUUGGGAAGAGGAAGAACCCAGAAUGUUGAAAGAGGGAGGAGAUAGAAGAAGAAGUUUCUAGAGAAGGAAGGAAGAAGGAAGAAAUAAAUAAAUAAAAUCUUUAUUUAGAUUUUUUUUCCGUUGUAUCGGUUUAGUGUUAUAAAAAGGGGUCUUGGGUUUGUGACGUGUUGUAAGCGGAGUGAGAAACAAAAGGAUUAGAGAAGUGAUAGGAAAGUUAGAAUAGAGAGGGAAGAAAGAGAGAGACGUGAGAAUUGAGGGUAGGUGGUCCUAGAGAAGAUUGAGUGUGGUGAGAGUAGUGUGAACUUGAGAGAGUGGCUAUGGUGUGGUGAGGUUUAUUGUAGUGAAUGUGAGCUUAAGUUGUUAAUUUACAAGUUGGUUUGUAAAGUUUGUUAGAAUUAUAUUUUCAGUCAUCACACUUUGUAAGUACUAUUUCAAAGCAUAUGUGAUCCAGUAAAACUCUACAUCAUUUGUGCUUAGUCUUCCGACGAUUUCAUAUUGCAUCAAUCAAUUCCCUUCAUAAAAUUAGUCCUACUGUUGCAUGUUAUAUGGGAUUAAGAGACAAUUUCUCGGUGAGGUUUCCCUGAUUUCAACAAUGUUAUCGAAGUGUCUCCACGAUGACACUUUCUGGCCCUAUAGAUCUUCCAUUCAAUUCUAACUAUGCUACUACUCAAUUUAAAAUACUCAUUUUGUUCUUAGUUUGUUGUUGUCCUGUGAUUGGACGUCAUAUACGUAAGGAAAUUAUAGUUUAUUUGAUUUGUGUUCCCUUCUGUCUUUUGUUAGGGAAAGGAAGGGAAAUCAAUCUAUGUCUCACUUGAAGGUCCGAUAGUAGCUGAAGUUGACAUGGAGAGGGUGUGUUUUGAGGGUGGUAGGUGAAAUUGAAUAUUGUUUGUAUUGAUUUGAAGUUACCAUUUUUUUUAGUUGUCUACUUCUUAUUGAUAGUUAUUGACAAGUUGAAGCCCGCCUCACUUGGCGUGGAUUGCUAUAUUGCGACUUUAGCAAGGAUGAGAAGAAAGUUCCUAUUGGUGGUACGAUGGAUGUAUCAAGUGCGUUUUGUUUUAGUCUCCGGUAUGUCACUCUUUGCCUUUUACUUAUCUUUAGCUGUUUGAAGUUUGCUUACAUGAGUUGUACAUCAUCAGUGAUUCAUCAAACCACUUUGUGGAGAACUUUUAUGAAAUUUUUCUACAGAUACUUAUGAUUUUGCUUGAAUUCUACAACUGCGAUUUUGUUUCGAAUAAGUUCUAAUUUACCUAAUAACAAUUUUUUUUGUGUUAAAUUAAAAAAAAACUGUUUACGGUUGAAGGAAAGUGAUUCAAGUACGUCCUAAUUGGUGCUACAUGGGGUGUGUUGUAUGCCCUCACAAGGUGGAAUGAGAUUUGGAAGAGUACUUUUGUGGAUACUGUAAUAUGAUUUCUUCCAUGGCUAAAGCCAAGUAAGCUUAUAAGCUGAUUCUUGCUUUGUACAUUUUGUAAUCUGCAUAGUUUGUUCUUUCAUUUUUAUAGAAAAGUAGGAUUUGGUUGCACAUUAUGGAUGAUGCAUACAUAUUUAUGACAUUGUUGAAUUUUGUUUCAAUUUCACCAUAGGUUUAGAGUCAAACUCCAAUUGCAGGAUGAUACUGAAGAAGCUUAUUUUCCAUUUAGAGCUUGAAGGUUUGCGCUUUUUUCGUAGUGAUGGCUGAUGUGUUAUUCCAUUUAAAUCAGAGGAAGAAAGAACUCAUUCCGUUUUCAGAUCCAACAAAUGUUGACAUGACACACAAACUUCAUUUUAAACUUACUCAGUUCAACUUCUUGAACCCACAAGUUGAGUAUUAAGUGGUUAGCAUUGAUCAUGAUCCACUUCAGGUAGGUGAUGAACACUUCAGCUGCACAUCAUCUCAGUUUAACCUAAAGGAUACAAGAUUAUUUUCGUGCUUUACAGCUCUAUUAUUAAUGUAAUUUGAUUGCAACAACUGAUUGUGACUCCAAGUCCUGUGGACAUUGGAGGAACAACAUUUUCCGGGCCAAAAAGAAAACAUGUUGACUACUGUGACCUUGAGGAGGAAUAGUAUUGUGUGGAAACUUUGUGUAGUUAAGAGCCAUGAUGUGAAGCUUCUAAUCAAUAUUUUGUUUUCAU